AGGCUUCCCUCCGGAGCCCGCCGGCCGCCUGCUGCUGCGGCUGCGCUUCCCGGUUCGCUCGUCACCGCUGCCGCCAUGCCCGGAGGACUGCUUCUCGGGGACGUGGCCCCCAACUUCGAGGCCAACACCACCGUCGGCCGCAUCCGUUUCCACGACUUCCUGGGAGACUCAUGGGGCAUUCUCUUCUCUCAUCCACGAGACUUUACCCCAGUGUGUACCACAGAGCUUGGCAGAGCUGCAAAACUGGCACCAGAAUUUGCCAAGAGGAAUGUUAAGUUGAUUGCCCUUUCAAUAGACAGUGUUGAGGACCAUCUUGCCUGGAGCAAGGAUAUCAAUGCUUACAAUGGUGACGAACCCACAGAAAAGUUGCCUUUCCCCAUCAUUGAUGAUAAGAACCGAGACCUUGCCAUCCAGCUGGGCAUGCUGGACCCUGCAGAGAAGGAUGAAAAGGGCAUGCCCGUGACGGCUCGUGUGGUGUUCGUUUUUGGCCCCGAUAAGAAACUGAAGCUGUCUAUCCUCUACCCAGCUACCACUGGCAGGAACUUUGACGAGCUCCUCAGAGUGAUUAUCUCUCUGCAGCUGACAGCGGAAAAACGGGUUGCCACCCCAGUUGAUUGGAAGGAUGGAGACAGUGUGAUGGUCCUUCCAACCAUCUCUGAAGAGGAAGCCAAGCAAAUCUUCCCCAAAGGAGUCUUCACUAAAGAGCUCCCAUCUGGCAAGAAGUACCUCCGCUACACUCCCCAGCCUUAAGUCUUUCCAGAAGUUGGGGCUGCAGCUGCUCACUCAGCAUCAGGAACCAUGAGGAUGCCAGCUGCCAGUCAUGCCCCUAUAGCAAUUCCAUAGAAAGCCUGGUAUGAUCACAGCUGAGGUCGUUAGGUUGCUGUACUGCUGGCUUAUUAAAUGGAAAUGGCACCACAGUGUUCUUGGGAUUCUUUACUCUGUGCCUUCAUUAGCAUUCUGUUCCAUCAUCCAGUCUCAGCUCUCUGCAGGCUGGCUGUCAUUGAAAUAGAUUGUGUUCAAGCCUCAUAGAUUCUGUAUGUUGGGUCUCUGAAGGGUUUGUGGUCAACAAGAAUAGUACCAGUUGAUGGUUGAAGAAGCUUGCUUCUCCCCAUUACAGAAUUACCAAUUUUUGUAGCUUUCCCAUUGAAUCUUCUAUUACCCAUGUGAGAUUCAACUUCCUUGGUAAAUAUCUAAGUUAGUUCUUUAAGGAACUUACAGUAACUCAUAUAUUCUUUAAUAUUCUAUCUUUAUUACAGCGUGAGAAAAACACUUUUUGAUUCUGUACUUUUUAGUUACAUGGAAGAGCAGGGGGAGAGGUCUUUAAAUAUUUUGCUAUAAAAAUUAUGAUAACUUUCUAUCAAGGAGGCAGAAAAGGGAGGUGCACCAAGUGAGCAAGAUAGUACAUGCACCUCCCAAUAUUUUCAUAUAUUGGACUUCUUUCAGAUGAUGUAUACAUGUAAGGGCAGACCUUGUGAAGAGAGGAGAGAUGGUGGAGAAUGUUCUGUGAUUGAACUGUCCUUGCAGUAGGUUGCUAUUUUCAGAAUUUGGUUGUGUUGGGGGAUCGGCAAAUAAAAAAUCCUUUGUUGAAACUGGA
Molecule: messenger RNA, 1594 nt
Organism: Jaculus jaculus (lesser Egyptian jerboa)
Lineage: Eukaryota; Metazoa; Chordata; Mammalia; Rodentia; Dipodidae
Gene: Prdx6
Product: peroxiredoxin 6
Exons: 5
Coding region: 76-750 (224 amino acids)
Biological process (GO): cell redox homeostasis; cellular oxidant detoxification
Cellular component (GO): cytosol; mitochondrion
Molecular function (GO): peroxiredoxin activity
Source: RefSeq, a predicted model, not a curated record